AUAAUGAAAAUAUUUCACAUUUUGCUUCUAAGUUUCUUAAUAUAUGUUGCUAUGUCUGGUGAUUCAACAACAACAUGCACAGAGGACCAAGUCCUUGUUAAAGGAAAAUGCAAGGAAGCUAAGAAUUGCAAAACUCAAAUUGGAUUCUUCAAAUAAACCUAAGCCAACGGAAAAAAAUAAAUAGCCAAAAGACCAACAUUUAAAGUAGAGUUAGUUGAAGGAAAUCUUAAAUUCUCAUUGACUUUUCUUAAUGCCAAUGAUCUCUAGACUUCUGUGGAAACUGGAUCAGACACCUCAUGUAUUAAAGUCUAACUGAGAAAAUUUAAAGCUGCAUUCACAAAUGAAGAAGCAGAUACUACAACAAUUACCUCAAGCGUAUCAGAAAACUCAAAAAUAUGGAGCUUUACUGUCAAUAAAGAGUAUUUAAAUUUUUUAUUUUUAGUCAAUUUAACACAGUAUUUUUGAAAGAUGAAUCCAAUGAUGAGAUCAAAUACACUGGUUUUUAUGCAAUAGCAGUGACCUUGUAAUUACCAAAUGACAAUGGAGUCAAACCCUUAGCUUUCUUUGCUUUUAAAUUCUCAGCUAUUUUUAGCAAAGAUUUAGCAACCCUAAAAUCAAGUGAUAUCAAGCCCAAAGUACAAGCUGAAUAGGUUUGUGCUGAUACAACUGGAGAAUAAUGUGUCAAUACUGCUCAAUCCACAUUGACAUUAUGUUCUGAUGAAGCUUGUGCAACACCUCUCAAUCAAACUGAAUUAGUAGUAGGAGAAACCAUUUAUGUUAAAUAAACAAUCACUUAAGAAGGAUUUAAAGGUUCAAAAUGGAAACCUUAAGAUGCUGAAAUUACAGUAUCUGCCGAUGGAGUAGCUAAAACAGUCAAGCCUAAAAAAUUAGAUAAAGGAGACAAGGGAGAAUAAAUUUAUUAGUUUAAACUAAAUUUCUUGGGUAAUAAAGUUACUAUAGCUUCUGAUGCCGCAUUAGUAGAAACAACAACAACUAGACUCUUAUAAGAAGCUGCAGAUGAUCCUUCCGUUGUUGGAUCAACCUCUGUCUCUUGCAUUAAAGAGACUGCUGAUAGCACAUGUCCAACUUAAGAAAAAGUGUUGAGUUACAAUACAGAAAAUUGUUCUGGAUUAUCCUGUGAUGAUGAAAGCUCAAAUGCUCUGAUAUUCUAAGUGCUAAUAGCAAUAUUAGGAUUUAUGAUGUUAUGAACAAUAUAAAAAAACACAAUUUAAAAAUUUAAAUAUUUAUUUCAAG
Molecule: messenger RNA, 1254 nt
Organism: Paramecium sonneborni
Lineage: Eukaryota; Ciliophora; Oligohymenophorea; Peniculida; Parameciidae
Source: the annotation of a GenBank genome assembly